UCAGUCGCAUUCGGGCCGCGGUGGAGGAAUCAUCGCGGUUCUACGCCAACGACUAUUUUAACAAGACUGAUUUAUUUAUUAUGAACUUGUGAUUAUUAUCGUGAAUUAAAUUGUGUAUGAACUCGUGUUAAAAAUGUGGGGAGAAAGCAGUAAGAAUUGUGAGAUCAACUGCCAGUGUUCAGGGCUGAUAACUGAAAACUUCAAAAUAAAUUCAGGAAACAGCGGCAAGAAACGCAAACAAAGUGAAGCAAUCUCAACAAACUUCAAAUUGAAGAUGAACCCGCAUUCAUUAGACUUUAAUACAAAGCAAUCACCGCACAAUUCACCUAUAGCAACACCGAAACGUAGAGUGCUCGGUGAAUUACAAAACUCACCUUUAUAUAGACCUUUGAACUCACCGAUAAUGGAAAGGAUAACAUCACCAACUAUCGAUAGACUUAAGAAUUCACCGUUGGAAAGAAACUCACCAUUGAUAGAUCGUACUAAAUCACCUUUAACAAGUCGUAUGGACAGAGUUAGAAGAAGUUCAGCUAAAAUAACUAGAAUAUUCGAAGAAAGGACUAAAUUUAAAAUGUCCAACAAAGAGAAUCAAAGUCCAUUAAUGAGUGAAACAUUCAUGAAAUUAGAUAUGGAGGAAGAAACAAGGGAUUGUUCUUUCGGAGAGACUUUCCAAUCUUUGAUGUGUACAGAGAAAGUCAAUAAUUGGUCUACAGCUAAGUUCGAUUUCACGGAUUCAUUACCACAAAAAUCUUACGAUACUAAAUUAAACGACAUAUAUGUACCACAAAAAGAUAUAGAAACAGAUUUGGAUACAGGAUUUGAGACGUUACACGAUUUGGAAGAGGAAUUUGACGCUGAUAACUUCGAUCAAUGUUCAAAAUAUGAAAUAAUAUCAACAGACAGUCCGGACAUUAUAUCAAAAGGUAGAACAUCAACGAGGAAAAUAAGUUCAAAAGAUUUCGUAUUCGGUGCACCUUUAUCUGAUGUUGAAGCUUCAACAUCAUUCAAUAAACCCAAUAUUAACGCAACAAGGAUGCUUAAUUUCGAAGAUGAAUUUCCAUUUACAUCACCGGCAACGAAGAAAUCAACAAUUUCAGUGAAGAAAUCAUUAAAAUUCAAUGAAACACCAACGAAAUGUGAUUCGUUAUCGAUAUCACCGUCCACAAAAGUGAGAUUCCCAUCAGAAUCAACAGCAUCAAUGGAAAGCGGCUUCGUAUCAGAAUUCGAAGAACCAUUUUUGGAAUUAGAUGAAAUCUCAAAUUCACCUAAAAUGCCUAAUUUCAAUGAACUUUUAUCAGGUAAAAUCAAAGAAAAUAUUAUAACAGAUGAAAAAUAUGAAAACAAACCAAUAAUACGUAGUAUCAGUUUGAACUCUAAAGCUAGGGUUUCAUUGUUCUCUAUAAAAGAGACACAAGUGAAUAAAUCACAGAAACGAUGUGAAAUUAAUGAAUUAGAAAAUGGAUGUAAUAAAAGGAGGAAAUCUAAUUGCGGUAGUCCACAAAUAGACAGACAAAGACCGGUGCUGCAGCGAGCUUAUUCAGAAAAUAACGCAUCAAUAAUGUCAGCACUUGCUAGAUCUGUGUUGGAGCCUGACCUCAUCGGAGACUUCUCUCUACCGUUCGCGUUACCCCUGACCAGCGGAGACCAUGCUGACCUCAAGUCUAUAUCUUGUGACACCCUCGCUGCACUGCUCCAGGGAGAGUUUGAUGACAGCAUCAGUCAAUAUCAGGUGAUAGACUGUCGUUAUCCUUACGAGUUUGAAGGUGGACAUAUCCUGGGAGCUGUGAACUUAUAUACACCGGAGCAAGUGUUAACAUUGGUGAAUGAACCACUCCCCAAGUCAGGAGAUAAACGGAGUAUUCUGAUAUUCCACUGUGAAUUCUCAUUGGAAAGGGGACCUAAAUUAUCUCGCUUCCUGCGUUCAAACGACCGAGCAAAGAACCAAGAGAACUAUCCCUCACUCCACUACCCCGAGGUGUAUCUCCUGCAUGAAGGAUACCGCGCAUUCUACACGCGCUACCCCGCGCUCUGCUCAGCCGGAUACACCGCCAUGCUGGACCCUCGUCAUCGUCAGCAGCUGCGUCACCACCGCGCCCUCACCCUCCCGGCAGCCGCUGUGCACAGGCGGCACAGGCACUGACCUGCAGCUGCUGGACACAGGCGGCACAGGCACUGACCUGCAGCUGCUGGACACAGGAGGGACAGGCACUGACCUGCAGCUGCUGGAC
Papilio xuthus (Asian swallowtail) is the source of this 2228-nucleotide messenger RNA. RefSeq names its product cell division cycle 25 (gene Cdc25). The record is from RefSeq and is a predicted model, not a curated record. Gene Ontology annotation, molecular function: protein tyrosine phosphatase activity. Gene Ontology annotation, biological process: G2/M transition of mitotic cell cycle; positive regulation of G2/MI transition of meiotic cell cycle; positive regulation of G2/M transition of mitotic cell cycle. NCBI's taxonomy places the organism in Eukaryota, Metazoa, Arthropoda, Insecta, Lepidoptera, Papilionidae. Bases 134 to 2140 code for a protein of 668 amino acids. Gene Ontology annotation, cellular component: cytoplasm; nucleus. The transcript is spliced from 7 exons.